AUGUUACGACUUCUCCAACCAUCCCGGCGGCAGUGGCUUAGGUCUUUUGACUCCCGCACCAUCCCCCGCCAUCUCGGCCAAAUCUCGUUCAGCCGGUCUAGCGGCCCCGGCGGUCAGAACGUCAACAAAGUCAAUUCUAAAGCAACCCUGAAGCUGCCCCUGGACGCAUUGCUCCCUCUGGUGCCAUUGGUGCUGCACGCUCCUUUACGUGCCUCGCGCUAUGCCGUCGGCAAGUCCCAGGGCCAGGGCCAGGCUCUGCUGAUCCAGUCCGACGAAUCCCGGAAACAAGCUAGCAACGUGGAUUCGUGCUUUGACAAGCUCCACCAACUCCUCCGAUCUACGGCCGAGGAGGUCAUUCCGGGUGAGACUUCGCCGGAGCAGCAGAAACGGGUGCGCGAUCUGCAGCGCGCUCAGAACGAGGCUCGACUAAAGGGGAAGAAGCUUCAGAGCAAGAAGAAGAGUGAUCGGCGGUCAAGCAGGUCCGAUUAUGAUUGA
Molecule: messenger RNA, 495 nt
Organism: Penicillium cinerascens
Lineage: Eukaryota; Fungi; Ascomycota; Eurotiomycetes; Eurotiales; Aspergillaceae
Product: peptidyl-tRNA hydrolase domain protein
Exons: 4
Coding region: 1-495 (164 amino acids)
Biological process (GO): mitochondrial translational termination
Cellular component (GO): mitochondrial large ribosomal subunit
Molecular function (GO): translation release factor activity
Source: RefSeq, a predicted model, not a curated record